CCACCGGUUUCGAUUUUAUGUCUCGUUGUGGACGAUCGGACGUAUACGCAGACGUGAACUUCUAGACCUUACUAAGCUUAUUUUGAUGACGGAUUCGAACCGGUCCAGCCCAUCUCGGGCACCCGGAGGAGCGGGGUGUGAUGUGGGGGAUAUAUACAAGUAGCAGGAAGCCUUUGUUCGUUUUCUGAUUAACAAGCAAGACUUCAUAUCUUGAAUUAAACGGAAAGAUUAAGAUAAAGUGCGACAUCGAAGAUCAAACAUCAUGGGAAAGUACAUCAAAUGGGAUGCUCAGGGCGUGGAGGUCAUCCAGCCUGGUGAGCGAGAGAAGAUCAAAGAGGUCUCUGAUCAAUUCAAUCGUUUCCAAAUGAUGAAUUUCAACGAGCACCAUCACUGUCUCCGCGGCACACAUUUGAAAACACAAGGAUGCGUCAUGGGCAAAUUCACAGUCAAAGACGACCUCCCGCCUCAUUUGGCACAAGGCAUGUUCGCGAAACCAGGCCAAUACGACAUGAUCAUGCGCUACUCUUCCCUCACACCCAAGCUCGUGCCCGACAACGUCUCUGCGCCUCGAGGUAUCGGCAUGAAGAUUUUCGGCGUAGAAGGCGAGAAGAUCUGGGGCGAGGAUAAGAAGACGCAGGACUGGACUUUCAACAAUUAUCCCAUCCUCGAGCUGCGGGAUCCGAAGACGACAUAUGAGAUUGCAGACUGUUUGGAGAAGAAUUGGAACGAUAUCCCCAAGUUUGCUGAAGAGCAGAGUAAGCGCGUAGAUGCUGAUGUGGCGACCAUGGGCUCUCAACUUCCUCGUCAACAUUUGGUCGCCAUGCCAGAAUACUCCCAAUCCGCCUACCGCUUCGGCGACUACGUCGCCAAAUUCGGCGUCUUCCCCCAAGGAGAAGAACAAAAGAAACUGGAAAAAUACUCCAUCCCCGACGACGCACCAAUAAACAUCCUGUCCCAACACGCCCGGGAUUUCCACAUGAAGCACAAAGUGACUUAUUCCUUCUGCGCGCAGCUGCUGCAGAAUCUCGACGAGCAGCCCGUCGACGAUCUAGGCGUUGUGUGGGACGAGAAGAAAUACCCGUUUGAACAAAUCGCUACUCUCGAGUUCGAGCCGCAGGAUAGCUGGCUGCCCGAGUUCAGAGUUUGGUGGGAUGAUCGGAUUACGGUUAACUCGUGGCAUGGGCUGAAGGUGCAUCAGCCGCUGGGGAGCACGAAUCGCAUGAGGCGGGUCGUGUAUGCUGAGUCGAGGAAGUUGAGGUUGAGGGUUAAUGGGUUUAAGGAUUAUGUUGAGCCGGCGAGCUUGUUGGAGGUGCCGGCACCGGUGGUGGCGCCGCAGUUUGAGUUGCCAUUUCAACCUGCUGUGAAGAGUGUUGAGGUUGGUGUUUGAGGGUUGUUCUUUGAGAAGGGGGUUUGUUGAAGCGAUGGGUGAAGGGGACCGUUGUAUAUGAAUUGUCAGACUACUUGAAGAAUGAAAGGAUUCAACG
Mollisia scopiformis is the source of this 1484-nucleotide messenger RNA. RefSeq names its product heme-dependent catalase. The record is from RefSeq and is a predicted model, not a curated record. Gene Ontology annotation, molecular function: heme binding. Bases 263 to 1387 code for a protein of 374 amino acids. The transcript has 4 exons. Lineage: Eukaryota; Fungi; Ascomycota; Leotiomycetes; Helotiales; Mollisiaceae.